AUGGCCAUGGACUCACCCUCUGAAACUAUCUCCACCACACACAGACAAGAGCUUGUCAGUCCACCGAGGAGCCUUGACACCUAUUCCUAUGACAGAUACCAUCCCAUGGGGGAGAUCUAUCAGUGGAUGAGCCAGGUCAGCAAGAAGGCUGCAGGAGUGCUGACACAGCAUUUCCUGGGAAUGACCUAGGAGACCUGGCCCACGUACCACCAGAAGAUCAGCUUAUCAUCCAGCGAUCCCAAGAAGGUCAUUUGGAUGGGCUGUGGAAUUCAUUCCAGAGAAUGGAUUGCCCCUGCUUUUUGCCAGUGGUUUCUGAAAAAGAGAAGUAUUCUAUAGAACGAUAAAGAUAAUGCAAGGAUCGGCAGGCUCCUUAAGGAACUAGACUUAUUUGUGCUUCCUGUCCUGAACACCAAUGGUUAUAUCUACACUUGGACAACAGUGUGGACAUUGUCCAUCGGCCACAAUCAUACUGGCACAUGCUUCGGAACAGAUCUCAAUUGGAAUUUCAGUGUCUCCUGGUAUACCAAGUCUGACUUGACAGCCAAGGUCAUGUCUGAGUACCGUGAGUACCAAGGUAUCGGCACAUCCAUAAACUGCCAAGAUGUAACAUUCUGUGGAAUAGAACCAAUGUCGGAACCAAAGACUAACUUCUCAAGCCUUAUAGAAAGCAAAGGAAAAAAAAAAAGGGAAACAAAAGGCAUCCUGUGCUUCCUGACCAUGCGCUCUUAUGGGCAGCUCAUUCUCACACCUUAUGGCUACACCAAAAAUAAGCCAAGUAACUACGAGCAUCUAAUUCAAGUUGGACAGAAGGCGGCAAGCGCACUGAAAGCAAAACAUGGAACCAAUUAUAGAGUUGGAUCAAGUGCAGACAUUUUAUAGAUGCUGUCAGGAUCCUCAAAAGACUGGGGAGGAGACAGUGAGAUCCCCUUCUCGUACACAUUUGAGCUAAUGGACAAUGGUACCCAUGGGUUUGCUCUAAUCUAG
Molecule: messenger RNA, 984 nt
Organism: Mastomys coucha (southern multimammate mouse)
Lineage: Eukaryota; Metazoa; Chordata; Mammalia; Rodentia; Muridae
Gene: Cpo
Product: carboxypeptidase O
Biological process (GO): proteolysis
Molecular function (GO): metallocarboxypeptidase activity; zinc ion binding
Source: RefSeq, a predicted model, not a curated record